Molecule: messenger RNA, 4790 nt
Organism: Lates calcarifer (barramundi perch)
Lineage: Eukaryota; Metazoa; Chordata; Actinopteri; Centropomidae
Gene: pcdh10b
Product: protocadherin 10b
Exons: 5
Coding region: 529-3597 (1022 amino acids)
Biological process (GO): homophilic cell-cell adhesion
Cellular component (GO): plasma membrane
Molecular function (GO): calcium ion binding
Source: RefSeq, a predicted model, not a curated record
GUGAACAGCAUCAGUAGAGAGUGGAGUGGAAGGGACCGCAGUGAGGGAGCUGGCUGCCAAGAGGACACAGAAAAACAAAGAGGCCAAGACUGAAAUUAAUUUCUGAUUAGGGACCAUCACAGGAAAAAAAAUGUAUUUCGUAUUUUUAUAAUAUGGAUUAUGACUUGUUUUUUCCCAACUCCUUACCAGACCGGCUUCAUCAGUCCAGCGGCACUGCGCUUCAUUGGAAUGUGCGCUGUAGCUUCUCCGGGACGCAUCUGAAAAGGAAGACAGUGGAACAAGAAUAGAUAAAGCCUCUACAGUCAUUAAAACUCUCUCUUUUUUCAAAAUGCCUCUCUUCUAAUGGGAAAGAUUUUUCCAGUCGCCUUACACAUUUUUGGAGACUUUUACGCUUUUUUUGAGACGUUUUACCAUCCCGAUUGAAAUGAGUGAUGGAAAUUGACAUAUUGUCCAUUAACAGAGGAUAACAAGGUUUAUGAUCUUUUUUUUUUUUUUUUUUUUUACCAAAGUGCACUUGUUUUUCCGGCGAUGAUUGUGCUUUUGAUUGUCCUGUGUAUCACGGAUGGAGUGCUCUCUCAGAUACGCUACUCUGUGCCGGAGGAGGCGGACCAUGGCACCUUGGUGGGGAAUAUCGCCGAAGACCUGGGACUGGACCUUACCAAACUGGCCUCCCGCCGCUUCCAGGUGGUGCCCAGCUCUCGUACACCGUACCUGGAGGUGAACUUGGAGAACGGUGUCCUGUUUGUUAACGAGAAAAUCGAUCGGGAGCAGAUCUGCAAGCAGAGCGCCAGCUGCCAGCUCAACAUGGAGGUGUUCUUAGAGAACCCGCUGGAGUUGUUUCGGGUCGAAAUCGAGGUAGUGGACAUUAACGACAACCCACCCAGCUUCCCGGAGACAGACAUCACAGUGGAGAUCUCAGAGAGUGCUACUCCAGGCACCCGUUUCCCCCUGGAAAGCGCGUUCGACCCGGACGUGGGCUCUAACGCAUUACGCACCUAUGAUAUUACAACUAACAACUACUUUUACCUGGACGUGCAAACCCAAACAGAUGGAAACAAGUUCGCGGAGCUAGUCCUGGAGAAGCCACUGGACCGGGAGCAGCAGGCGGCACACAGGUAUGUGCUGACUGCGGUGGACGGCGGUCAGCCUCCAAGGACUGGCACCGCGCUGCUGGUGGUCAAAGUGUUGGACUCGAAUGAUAAUGUACCGGUGUUUGACCAGCCCGUCUACACGGUGAGCCUCUCGGAGAACGCACCGGUGGGCACGUUGGUCAUUCAGCUAAACGCAACCGACCUGGACGAGGGAUUAAAUGGGGAGAUAGUUUAUUCCUUCAGUAACCACAUCUCCAACCACGUGAAGGACCUGUUCAGCAUUGACCCGCGCACCGGGCGCAUCGAGGUGAGGGGCGAGGUGGAUUUCGAGGAGAGCAGCUUGUAUCAGAUAUUUGUCCAGGCCAAGGAUCUGGGUCCAAACGCCGUCCCCGCGCACUGCAAAGUGCUGGUCAAAGUCACUGACGUGAAUGACAACGCACCGGAGAUCACCUUCAGCACCGUUACCGAGUCGGUGAGCGAAAAGGCGGCUCCCGGUACCGUGAUUGCGCUCCUAAGUGUGACAGACCGGGACGCAGAGGAGAACGGACAGAUCCGCGUGGAAAUCCUCGGUGACGUCCCAUUCAAAUUAAAAUCUUCCUUUAGGAAUUAUUUCACCAUAUUGACCGACGGGCCGUUGAACCGAGAGCAGGUGGACUCCUACUCCGUCACUGUGGUCGCGCGGGAUAAAGGUACACCUUCGCUUGCCACCAGUAAGUCCAUCCGCGUCCAAGUGUCAGAUGAGAACGACAACGCGCCCACUUUUACGCAGCCCAUAUAUGAUGUGUAUGUGACAGAGAAUAACGUGCCAGGGGCGUACAUACAUGCUGUGACGGCUCUGGACCCAGACAUCGGGCAGAAUGCACUCAUCAGCUACUCCAUAUUAGAGUGUGACAUUCAGGGCAUGUCAGUCAAAACAUAUGUAUCAAUCAAUGAGGAGACGGGCUAUCUUUAUGCACUCAGAUCCUUUGAUUAUGAACAGCUGAAGGAUUUCACGUUCAUGGUCCAGGCCAGAGAUGCAGGCACCCCGGAACUCUCCUCCAAUGCUACAGUCAAAGUCAUUAUUGUGGACCAAAAUGACAAUGCCCCCCUGGUGCUGGCCCCUCUGGGGAAGAAUGGCACAGCCAGGGAGCCCCUGCCGCGCUCAGCUGAGCCAGGCUACCUGGUGACUCGCAUCGUGGCUAUGGACGCAGAUGACGGUGAGAAUGCUCGGCUGUCCUACAGCAUUCAGAGGGGAAAUGAGAAUGGCAUGUUCAGGAUGGACUGGAGGACGGGUGAGCUCAGGACAGCAAGGCGGGUGUCGGCCAAGCGAGACCCCCACCAACUCUAUGACCUGCUGAUUGAAGUGAGAGACCAUGGCCAGCCGCCGCUUUCCUCUAGUGCCAGCGUGCUGGUGGUGCUGGUGGACAGUGUCACUGAAGGCCACAACAGCGGGGACCGCGGAGGUACUGCCAAGGCCAAAGAUGGCACCCUGGACCUCACGCUGAUCCUCAUCAUUGCCUUGGGCUCUGUUUCUUUCAUCUUCCUCUUGGUCAUGAUCGUGCUGGCCGUGCGUUGCCAGAAGGACAAAAAGCUCAACAUUUACACCUGCCUGACCAGUGACUGCUGCCUGGGCUGCAGCUCCUGCUGUUCACAGCAGGGCCGGGCCCGCAAGAAAAAGCUUAGCAAGUCAGAUAUCAUGCUGGUGCAAAGCAGUGUUAAUGUGAGUGGAGCCGGUACAGCUCAAGUCCCCGUGGAGGAGUCAGGGAGCUUCAGCUCCCACCACCAAAACCAGAACUAUUGUUACCAGGUAUGUCUUACUCCAGAGUCUGCCAAAACUGACCUCAUGUUCCUAAAGCCGUGUAGUCCAUCUAGGAGCACAGACACCGAUCACAACCCGUGCGGGGCCAUAGUGACAGGGUACACAGACCAGCAGCCUGACAUCAUAUCAAACGGCAGCAUUUUAUCAAACGAGACCAAACAUCAACGAGCUGAACUCACCUACCUGGUUGAUAGGCCAAGACGUGUCAACAGUUCGGCAUUCCAGGAGGCAGACCUGGUUAGUUCCAAAGACAGCGGCCAUGGAGACAGUGAGCAGGGAGACAGUGACCAUGACGCUACCAAUCGAGGCCAUUCCUCUGGUGCCGAUCUGUUCUCUAACUGCACAGAGGAGUGUAAGGCCUUGGGCCACUCCGAUCGCUGCUGGAUGCCGAGCUUCAUGCCCUCUGAUGGGCGUCAGGGUCCAGACUACCGCAGCAACCUCCACGUGCCAGGCAUGGACUCUGUUCCAGACACAGAGGUAUUUGAAAGCCCAGAGCAAACGACCGAUAAGUCAUUCUCCACCUUUGGCAAAGAGAUACCUCUCAGUCAUCAACACCUCCACCACCACCAAAACCACCACCACCUCCUCCAAAACCAUCACCUCAGACACCACCACAGCUCCCUUGAGAGGAAAGAGUUGGAGGCACUUCUGCCUAGCUCCAGAGCACCUUGUAACCCAGCUUAUUUAACGAGGAAAGGGGUUUGCUAGCUCUUUUCAUGUGGACAUAUCGGAAACUGCGUGACUUUGCACAAUCACUCCCCAAUGACCAAGGCUAUAGAAAAAACAAACAACAAAGCAUUAACAUUUCAAUCCAUUUUGCCCUUCCCUCCCUCAACCCUCCUCACCCAGCAAAAAAUGAAAACACUCACGACUACACACAAAAAGAAAAACACCCCCUCUCUGGAAUUCCUUGGAUCACUGCCGGGCUUUGGAGGCACCCCUCUCUCAGGAUUAGCAAAUGGUCAAACAUGGAGAGGGGGUCGGGUGGGUGCAGGCAGGUAGACAAACAGCCUUACUGGGAGGACCCCAUUGUCUCAGCAGGACUGAGAAACUAACAGAGGGGGAGGAAGGACAGUACUGAUGGAGAGAUAAAACUGGUCACUGAUCUCACCGUCCUUUUCCAAUCCGCGUGUGUCUGUUUACAGCACUGAUGUAUACAUCUCUGAGGAAGACAAAACCACAUGAGGACUGGAUAUGUAUAUUGAAGACAAACUGAAAUGAGAGCCUCCCAGAGAAACCACCACUGAGCCCUUUAGGCAUUUAUACUUGCAGAGAGGCGCCAAAUUGUACAGGAGAAUCUUUGUGCAUUUCAAAAUGCAAUACCACAGUUUUCUAUUCUGUUUAUGUGGUCAGGUGUCUCUGUUCUGAUCUCCUUCAAAAUUUGUAAGAAAAGAUUGUAGGCAGGAUAUUUUUUUAUUUAUGUUUUUUUUCUAAUUCUGAGUUCUUUUUGUUUUUUUUUUUCUUUUCUGCUCUGGAGUUAGUUUCUUUAACAUAUCGUGGGCUUGGACAGUGUUUGGCCUGCACUUUUGUGAUUCUAAGGCAUCAAGUAGUUUCUAUUAUGUGUGAGAAGUGUUUACUGUACUCUUUUAAAAGUUUCAAACUGAAUAUAAAACUCUAUAUAUAAAUCCAUCUAUAUCUACUUGUUCUGAAAGCGUGCUAUCCAUUUGCUAGGUUCCACAUUCUGAUUCAGAGGUUUGACUCUUGUUUAAGUAUCCCUGAAGAAGGCUUAUUGUUUUCCCAGUGGGAUACAUAAAGGGAGACAGAGCAGCCUUAGCAGAUAUGAAACUCAAGUUCUCAUUGUUUUACAUUAUUUUUUGUUUUACAAAUUCUUUUUUCCCACUUUUGGAUAUUGAUGAAGCUCAUGUCUAUAAAUAAAAAGAAGGUAAUAAUUUAGAAUGCAA